CCUUUGCCUAGAAAGCCAAGUCAUUCACUACUUUGGCAGUCUCACACUGCAUUGCCUUCCACUUGGAGAGUUGAGUUCAGUUGAGAGGGAGAGAGAAAGAGAGAGGAGGAUGCCAUGGAGGUUGGUGCCAUGUGGUCGGGGGCAGCUGUUCUUGGUGGUUCUUGGUCUUCUUCUUCUUCUUCUUGGUGAGGUCCAUCAUGGCUCAGGGGCUAGAACAGCUUCCCUCCCUAGGCUCCUCCCAGCUGAAGUGCGUACUCUUCGUCGUAUCGCGCAGAAGAUGGGGAUCUUGCGUUGGAACUUCUCCGUUGAUCCAUGCAACUCCGGCGGUAACGGUGGCUUUGGGGGCACUGUGAAUUGUGACUGCUCCUUCUACAACCAUACAUUCUGCCAUGUUACUAACAUAACACUGGAAGGGCAAAACUUCACUGGUGAGCUCCCACCGGACUUCGCCGAAUUCCCCAAUCUCCUCCAACUAGAUCUAAGCAGAAGCUUAUUGCAUGGUGGAGUGCCUGACCAGUGGGCCCGAAUGAAGCUACAGGGACUGUCAUUAAUGGGAAACAAUUUGUCAGGGCCUUUUCCCAUUGCUCUUACAAAGAUCACAACCCUGACUAACCUGAGUAUAGAAGGAAACAAUUUUUAUGGCCCAAUCCCGUCCGACAUUGGACAUCUCAUGCAAAUGGAGAAGUUAAUAUUAUCGGCCAAUGAGUUCUCCGGACCCCUUCCUGCUGCUCUUGCUAGGUUAACAAAUUUAACCGACCUAAGGAUUUCUGGUAACAAUUUUUCUGGAAGAGUGCCUGUUUUCUUGGGGAAGUUGAAAAAGCUCGGAAAAUUGCAAAUUGAAGGAUCUUUAUUGGAAGGGCCUAUUCCCUCAGAAUUUUCCAAAUUGAUAAACCUUUAUGAUCUGAGGAUUAGUGAUCUGAGAGGUAGAGGAUCAGUUUUCCCGGACUUAAGGGAAUUGGUGUCCAUGAAAACAAUCAUACUACGGAAUUGCUCCAUCAAUGGAAGCAUACCAUCUUACAUUGGGAACAUGGAUAAUCUUAAGCAUCUGGAUCUGUCUUUUAAUAAACUGACUGGAGAAAUACCAGCUUCAUUUGCUAACAUGGGACAUGUAGAUCACAUAUACCUAACAGGAAAUUCACUCACUGGGAGUAUACCUGAUUGGAUAUUGAAGAGAAACAAGAUUGCGGACAUAUCUUUUAACAACUUCACGAUGGGGAGUUCAGGUCCUACCCAAUGCGUUCCAGGGAGUGUCAAUAUGGUGGAGAGCUAUUCACCUGAAAUGAGCAGUUUGACUAAUGUUGAGUCAUGCUUAAAGAGGAAUUUUCCAUGCGGUUCUUCUAAUGGAAAAUACAGGUAUUCAUUGAACAUAAAUUGUGGUGACAAAGAAGUAACUAUUAACGGAACAAAAUAUGAAACUGAUGUGGAACCAAAAGGAGCUUCAUUGCUGUACCAAAGCCCAGGAUCAAACUGGGCAUUUAGCAGCACUGGGAACUUCAUGGAUAAUAAUAUCAAUGAUGAUAGCUACAUUGCGACAAGCGCAUCAAAAUUGACGGUGCCCAACUCGGAGUUGUAUGCAAAAGCACGCCUUUCACCUCUUUCACUGACAUAUUACGGGCUCUGCAUGCAUAACGGGAGUUACACCGUUAAGCUUCAUUUUGCUGAAAUUGUUUUCACAAAUGACAGCACAUACUGCAGCCUUGGCAAAAGAAGAUUCAAUGUGUUUAUACAGGGAAGAAUGGUUCUAGAGGACUUUGACAUUGAACAGUCAGCUGGAGGAGCUGCGAAGGCAGUUAUCAAGACUUUCACGGCAAACGUCACAAAUCAUACACUGGAAAUUCAUUUCUAUUGGGCAGGAAGGGGGACAACAGGCAUUCCAAAAAGAGGAUAUUAUGGUCCUCUGAUAUCUGCAAUAUCAGUAGUACCAAACUUUGAAGUUCCUUUGGCUGUUGAACCACCGCAAAUUGGAGGUAGCAAAAAGCUUUCAAGGAUAUCUAAAGCAUUCCUGGUUGCCAUGCCAAUUUUAGCAAUGUGCGCAGCACUUUUUGUCGGCAUUUAUUGGAUUAAAUGGAGGAGAAAGAACUCAAUGCAUAAAGAUCUCAGAGCCUUUGACCUCCAAACUGGAUCCUUUACCUUGAGACAAAUCAAAGUGGCAACAAGGAAUUUUGAUGCGGCCAACAAGAUCGGCGAAGGUGGUUUUGGUUCAGUUUACAAGGGUCUGUUGUCUGAUGGCACCAUUAUUGCUGUCAAACAGCUAUCAUCAAGGUCUAAACAAGGGAAUCGAGAAUUUGUGAAUGAGAUAGGCAUGAUAUCUGCACUCCAGCACCCAAACCUUGUCAAGCUUUAUGGCUGUUGUACAGAAGGAAACCAGCUCUUGCUUGUUUAUGAAUACAUGGAAAACAACUGCCUAGCGCGUGCUCUUUUCGGUACAGUCGAACAAUACAGGCUGAGCUUGGAUUGGCCGACGAGACGUAAGAUUUGCCUGGGAAUAGCAAGGGGUUUAGCAUAUCUACAUGAGGAGUCUGCAAUAAGGAUUGUGCACAGAGAUAUCAAGGCUAGCAAUAUACUGCUUGACAAAGACUUGAGUGCCAAGAUCUCCGAUUUUGGGCUAGCAAAGCUUAACGAUGAUGAUCACACACACAUAAGUACAAGAAUAGCUGGGACUAUCGGAUACAUGGCUCCUGAGUAUGCAAUGCGUGGUUAUUUGACAGACAAAGCUGAUGUUUACAGUUUUGGGGUUGUUGCUUUGGAAAUUGUUAGUGGAAAAAGUAACACAAGCUACAGGCCAAAGGAAGAUUUUGUUUAUCUUCUCGAUUGGGCUUGUGUUCUACAUGAGCGAGGAAAUCUCCUGGAGCUGGUAGAUCCAGAGUUAGGCUCCGAUUACUCAACGGAAGAGGCGCUCCUCAUGCUGAAUGUUGCCCUCCUGUGCACCAAUGCAGCACCAACACUGAGACCAAAGAUGACCAAAGUUUUGAGCCUGCUUGAGGGGCACAUACCACUUCAACCAUUUCUGUCAGACCUCAGCCUUGCUGCAAACAGCCUGAGCUCAAGCGGUCAGCGCAGGAACUUCUGGCAAACACUAAGUGAUCAGAGCCAAAGCAUGACUGCAGCACAAGCAUCAUCCAGCAACACCAAUGAGUCAUCAUCUUUAGAUAUUGCUGGUAGCCUGAGACCUUAGGUGAGUUUAAAUGUCAGAACUCAGAAGUGUUUCAUGAGCUCUGUACAUGUAAGAACCAUUAGGAGUAGGUCAUUUUGUCUCUUUUAGAAGUACAGUGUAAAUACCAGACUAGUGUCAGAUCCUACUAUUAAGAUGGACACUCUGCUUAAAUCUUUAGGAUAGUGAAUUUUAUAUAUGGCCAGGGCUUUCCAAUUAUUGGAUGGACUAGGAACGUACAACUAGCA
Molecule: messenger RNA, 3399 nt
Organism: Oryza sativa Japonica Group (Japanese rice)
Lineage: Eukaryota; Viridiplantae; Streptophyta; Magnoliopsida; Poales; Poaceae
Product: probable LRR receptor-like serine/threonine-protein kinase At1g07650
Biological process (GO): protein phosphorylation
Molecular function (GO): ATP binding; protein binding; protein kinase activity
Source: RefSeq, a predicted model, not a curated record